Vitrella brassicaformis is the source of this 2027-nucleotide messenger RNA. The record is from the annotation of a GenBank genome assembly. NCBI's taxonomy places the organism in Eukaryota, Vitrellaceae.
AUGGCCCACCCCAAUGUCGGUUUGACAGCCUGUCAAGCCGACAUUGGGGUGGGCCACCCGUUGCCUCACUCAAAGGUCGGCUGGAUGGACCAUACAUAGGGUAAUGACCCACCACCCACCCUCAUCUCGUGGCCAGCCUGGCCAGGAUCACGGCCGUCUCUCGAGGGAAGCAACAGGUUGUCUGCAUGCAGUGAUGCAGUGAUUCACCAGUGAAUGAAUUGAUUCACAAUGAUCCAUCAUUGAUUGACUCAUUGCUUGAUCACAUGAAUUCCCAUCAUCAUUCUCAUCGCAAAACGGACUUUUGCCUUAGGGUAUAAACGGAAAAUGCAUUCACGCAAGGAACAUGCAUGCGAAGAGUCUUCCAUGCACACCACAUGGAAAUGAGUCAGUCAGAGAAUCCAUCCCUCUCAUCGUCCACAUCAUCGUGACCAGAACUUCGCCCAGCACUGGGUCACAGAGACCCUCGUCGGCUGGAGGGGCGAGAACUUCAAGCAUGACGUCACCCAUCUCGCGAUUGCUGAUGGCGCACAUCGUGUCGUCGCGUUGCUGGUGAUUUUGUACCGCUACAUCAUCUACGAGAUCCCUCUCCCCGCCCCGGUCAAGACCUUCUACAAGCAGGGCCUCCUCAUCGAGAUCCGACCAUUCCAGAGCAAGGACGAGGCAGAGCUCUUCAACGAAGGUCAGAGGGGGGGCCACCUUGACCGCAGAGUGGGCCGGCGGUCAGACGAAACAUACCUUCCCUGGUUUGCCGCUGGGACAUCUGUAUGAGUUGGUUAAUGAGUGGACAAAUGAACCGGGAGCACUCUGCGGCAUCAGAGAGGCGAGCACCACCCCACCUCAGGCCAUCUGUCCAUUGCAUGGUCGUUGCUUGUUGUGUCCGCCGUUCAGGUCGGUUGUACGCAGCCGAGAAGAAGAUGCACAGGACCGCCCUGCAGCAGAAGUCUCUGUGGAAGAAGCAGCUCAGCCGCUUUCUGACAGUGGGCGGUCAGGAGGGGUGGACAACGACACACACCAGCGGCAAGUACGCCGGCCAGCCGCACAGACAACGGAGGCCGACGAGGGCCUCUGGUCACGAUGAUGUGGACGAUGAGAGGGAUGGAUUCUCUGACCGACUCAUUUCCAUGUGCAUGUGCAUGGAAGACUCUUCGCAUGCAUGUUCCUUGCGUGAAUGCAUUGUGCAUACGUUCAGUCAUCGAGGAGAAACGCAUGGGGUUUCUCAUCCUUUUGAGGUGUUUUUCACACAGGUAGCUUCUGUUUGUCUCAAUCUUCCCCCUCCCCCCCAUCAUUUAUCGAAAGGUGAGAGGUCUGCAAAAAAGACUGCCACUUGGGACGUGCGCGACACCAAAAUAAACAAAGGCAGGCACAGGGCGUGGCAGGUAGGAAAAGGCGAUUCGAAGGGAGGCGUGAAGAGAAGCAUGAAGGGAGACAGACUGAGAUAGAGGGAGGGACGGCCAGGAAACAAUAUGAAUGCUACACCACCGACCGGUAUCCCACCGCCACUGGUGCGACACAAGCAAGGGCGGGGAGCGGCGGACCGGCUCCAACAGACCUUUAGCAGUAGUCAGACAUCUCUUGCACUUCUAUCCUUCUGACCCAUAUUUAGCUGACCCGCUCAACAUGCCCUGUACGCUGUAUAGACACUCACUGCAUUCCCAUCAGUCGACAUAUCAAUUGACAAUAAAACACGCAAGGACACACACAAGCAUGGGCACGACAAGAGCUUUGUGCUCACAUGCUAUGGAUGCACGGAUCAAUGGCGCACACACAUGAAUGCGGGAAGACCCGCAUACCGGAGCACAAAUGUGGGAGCAUAUGUGUGUAAGCUGAAAUACUGCGUCGCGGCCAUCAGCACGGUGAGAGAAGGCGGCAAUGCGGUCAAAGAAACACCAACACGCCUGCCAGACAUACACAGGAGCGCUCAGACGAGUAGAUCUGUGUGCCGGAAUCCUGCGUGACGGUCGACGCGCUCUCCACGACAAGGCAAGGUCUGGGCGAAAAGCUGCAUGGCGAGCUAAAAAGCUGGCGAU